Messenger RNA from Caenorhabditis remanei, 1509 nucleotides. RefSeq lists its product as uncharacterized. The transcript has 10 exons. Bases 1 to 1509 code for a protein of 502 amino acids. Lineage: Eukaryota; Metazoa; Nematoda; Chromadorea; Rhabditida; Rhabditidae. The record is from RefSeq and is a predicted model, not a curated record.
AUGUCGGAAACGCAAUGGGUACCAAAGAUUACGAAACCAGAGGACCUCUAUGGCUAUCGGUUGUUUUUGUACCAAAAGGUUCAAGGAAAGUAUAUUGAAGAUGUGAUCAAAUGUGGGAAAGACAGAUUUCGAACAGAAAUUGAGUCACUGAGUGAAUACAAAAAUGAAAAAUUCGGAGAAAUCUUACUUCAUUGUUUGGAAGUUGAAUGUAGAAUAAUUGUUUCUCAAAAAACGGCGGCUGAAGAUAUCUUAUCCAAAAAACCCUUCUUUUCUUCACGAGGACGUUACGAUUCUGGAGAAGCACUAGCCAAUGAAUAUCUCGCUAGAAUCUUCCAACGUGCCUUGAUUGAAAUGAAGCAGCAAUUCAGCCAGUUGAAAAAGAUUCUGACAGGAAAAGAAUUCGACAAGUCGAAAAACUUAAGGAACAUUUUGAUAUUGUUGGCUUAUCUUAUGUUCUUGUGUCUCUACAUCACGGAUAAAAUGUGUUGGACGGUAAAGACAAACUCACAAUCGUUUCCCGAAGAAACGAAAACUCGUUUUCAUUCGGAUUGCAUUCAAUUUGAAACUAUAAUUGAUAGUAUUCCAUACAGUGAUUGGGUAUCGGAGUUAACUGAUGAAGAUGAGAAGGAUCCUUUUUCUAAACGUAUUGAAAGAUUUGAAAAACUGAAUAAGGAAUUCGAAGAGAGUAAGAAGACAUAUAUCUUAGGCUUGCAAGAAAUAACUGAAAAGGAAGUCAAUCGUUUGGUAAAUUAUGAGAACUACCCAAGGCUGCCACUGAUCACCAAACCAAAGGACCUCAAUGGCCAUCGAUUUUUUGUGUACCAAAAGGUUCAAGGAAAGUAUAUUGAAGAUGUGAUCAAAUGUGGGAAAGACAGGUUUCGAACAGAAAUGGAGUCACUGAGUACAAAUCAAAAUGAAGAAAUCGGUGAAAUAUUGAUUCGAUAUUUGGAAGUUGAAUUCAAAAUAAUUCGUUAUCAAAAAACGACGGCUGAAGACAUCUUAUCUGAAGAAGACUUCUCUUCUCGAUUCGAUUCCUGUUGGGAAAUUCUAAGAGGAAAGAUUUAUGAAAACCAUGUUAAACGUGCAUUGAUUGAAAUGAAGCAACAAUUCAGCCAGUUGAAAAGCAUUCUGACGGAAAAAGAAUUCGACAAGUCGAAAAGCUUAAGGAACAUUUUGAUAUUGUUGGCUUAUCUUAUGUUUUCGUGUCAGAACGUCUGCAGAAGUCGUUAUUUUAAUAGAGAGGAGCACGAAGACAAGAUUCCAGCCAUAACUUGCCAUGCGUGGGUCCUGGAAAUUCUAUUCCAACUGGAAUUUCAACUGACAAACUCACAAUCGUUUCCCGAAGAAACGAAAGCUCGUUUUCAUUCGGACUGCAUUCGAUUCGAAACAAUAAUUGAUAGCAUGACUUUUUCUGAGGAAAUGGAGAAAUUGACUAUAACUGAAAAGGAAAUUUUUUGUAAAACACAUAGCGACAUGGUAGAAAAACUGGAAAAGGAAAGAGAAGGAUAG